ACUUAUUCCAUGGUACAAUAAUUCAAACAAAAUUGCCCUUUGUUUUUAUCAGCAACACCUAUGGUAACCCUUCGGUACACACAGUGAUUGUGUGAAUGAGGUGAGGCUGUGAAAUCUUCGAACCACCAUAAACUAACCAUUUUCUCACAAUAUCCACCUGAAUGCUGUCUCGUAUCUCGCCUCUCCUCCGUGCUAUCCGUCCCCCUCCCACCUACUCCAUGGCGGCGCGUGUGCUUUGCCGUGCCCUCUCUUCCUGCACCGUCGCUACGUCGUCUCUUCCUCGUUCGCACCUUGUAAAGUCUGCCUCUUGGGACUCUACCACAAUUUUUGGUCGGAGGAUUAAUUAUAGAAGCUUGAGCAUUGCACGAGGUUUGGGAAAUGCAAAUGGAAUUGGAAAAAUGGAAAUUGUGAGGGUAUCACGAAGAGAAUAUCGGAAGGUUCGCAGCAGAAGGCCGGCCGCAGCGAGGAAGAGUAAAGAAAAGGAGCUGGAGCUCAGUGUCAAGAUUUGCAUCGAAGAACAGUUGCCUGAAGAUCCUGAAAUUUUGGAUAUUGCAGAAAUGCUUCGACUUAAUGUCCCAAUGGCGAUGAAGUUAGCAUUUGAUGGUCUCACUAAUUUGACCUAUAAAACAAGAGAUACGUCAAUAAGUGAUGUUGGUUGUUUUGAGAAUGUUGAGUUAUCAGUACUUCUUUGCAAUGAUGGCUUCAUAAGGAAACUUAACAGAGAAUGGAGGGAUGAAGACCACGCUACUGAUGUCCUCUCAAUGUCCCAACAUAUUCCUGAACUAAAGCUUCCAAUUCUAAUGUUGGGCGAUAUUGUAAUUUCCGUAGAGACUGCUUCACGACAAGCAGUGGAGAGAGGGCACACUAUUCUUGAUGAGAUACGAAUCCUUGUGGUUCAUGGGUUGCUUCAUCUAUUGGGAUUUGAUCAUGAGUUAAGCGAUGAGGCCGAAGAGGAAAUGGAAAAGGAGGAGGAACUUCUUUUGAAGAAUCUUGGGUGGAAGGGGAAAGGAUUAAUUCAGAGUGCCCAUGAUGCUGAGACUAAUGGGAGUUUGCAUCUUGAUUAUGCAGAUGACAGAAGAAGAGAAGGCAGUCUUCGUUUUUACAAGCCAAAAUUUAGCUAUAUCUUCUGCGAUAUGGAUGGCACACUGCUCAACAGCAAAAGUCAAAUUUCCUUGUCAAAUGCGGAAGCUUUAAAAGAAGCAACAUCAAGGGGUGUAAAGGUGGUGAUAGCUACUGGAAAAACUCGUCCAGCUGUGAUAAACAUCCUGAAGAUGGUGGAUUUAGCUGGCAAAGAUGGCAUUGCUUCAGAUUUUUCUCCUGGGGUUUUUGUGCAGGGAUUACUUGUAUAUGGCAGACAAGGUCGGGAAAUAUUUAGAAGGAAUUUAGAUCCAAAUGUUUGUAGAGAAGCACUUCUUUACUCUCUCAAGCAUGAAGUUCCUCUUAUUGCCUUCAGUGAGGAUCGUUGCUUAACAUUGUUUGAACACCCUCUUGUGGACUCACUUCAUACUGUAUAUCAUGAGCCAAAGGCAGAGAUUAUACCUUCAGUUGAGCAGCUCUUGGCUGGCGUAGAUAUACAGAAACUGAUCUUCUUAGACACUGCUGGGGGAGUUUCUACCAUUCUGCGGCCAUAUUGGGCUGAAGCAACUGGGGAUCAUGCGUGUGUUGUCCAAGCUGUACCAGAUAUGCUUGAAAUUGUACCUUCUGGGACAUCAAAAGGGAGUGGCGUAAGAAUGCUUCUUGAUCAUCUGGGCAUUACUCCAAAGGAGGUCAUGGCAAUUGGUGACGGGGAAAAUGAUGUUGAGAUGCUCGACCUGGCUUCUCUUGGGGUGGCUUUGAGUAACGGAUCAGAGAAGGCUAAAGCUGUAGCAAAUGUGAUUGGUAUUAACAAUGAUGAAGACGGAGUUGCUGAUGCUAUCUAUCGAUAUGCAUUUUGAGGAUUUCUUUUCUUGAAACUUAUUUCUUUUUCAAACAGAAUAUAUUGUAUGGUGCAAUUGAAACAAGGGAAACAAUUGCACCAUUCCACACAAAUUCUUGGGGAAUAUUUUGUACCUUGAACUUUGUGGGUUUUGGUUGAUAUUUUUCUCUUGCAAUUCAAAUAAUGUCAGCAAAAUAUUUAUUGAUCAGAAGAAAUAGAAAUUUAGCCCUAUGAUUGCUCGAA
This is a messenger RNA of Olea europaea var. sylvestris, 2158 nucleotides long. RefSeq names its product endoribonuclease YBEY, chloroplastic. The coding region runs from base 162 to 1934 and encodes 590 amino acids. Gene Ontology annotation, molecular function: metalloendopeptidase activity. NCBI's taxonomy places the organism in Eukaryota, Viridiplantae, Streptophyta, Magnoliopsida, Lamiales, Oleaceae. Gene Ontology annotation, biological process: rRNA processing. The record is from RefSeq and is a predicted model, not a curated record. The transcript is spliced from 12 exons.